CUUUAUGAGGCAGUUCAUGAUGCUGAAAGAAUUCUUUACAGCACAUCUGAAUACUCGAGUUUGCGAAGCCCGGCAGUAAACUGACUGCCCCCGGAUUCAUCGUGGUGUGUCACAUUGCAGGAUGAGGGUAACGGUCCGAUUUUCCUUCCUGCAGGCUUGCGACUACACUAAACGCACUAAAUACGUACUAAAUACAUGUCACAGAACUGGUCGCAACAUCACACUAUGGCAUCAUCCAUGCACCUACCCUGAACCCCACGACUCGUGGCUUCGGAUUUGUACUCAGCAUCCUGGUCUAGCUAAUGGUUUCCAAUGGGUUUAGGUAACAUGUUCGACACAAACGUACCUCAUAUUGGCUCUGGAGUCACUAUGAGAGCAAAGGUUGGCUCAAGCGACUAGUAUAUAAGCAAUUGCUAGGGGGGGGGUUCGAGUUUGGGUGAGGUAUGAAGAUAACGGCUCGAAGUUCAUUAGCACGCCGCAGACUUGUUUGGCAGGUGUUACCAUUUUGCAUGGUUUCGGAAAUGGGGGCCUUGAUUCAACAUGGUGGAGACACGAUCAGGAGUUGUGCGUCCUGGUGGCUGGCCAUGUGUGGUGGCGAGGCAUUUACAUUGCAGUUGGAGGAUCCGUUUGCUGGAUUGGGGCUGGAGAGCUUGACGAUUCUGAAUCCGUAUGGCCCGACUGAGGAGACCAUUAUUGCAACUGUGGGCGAGGUGGAUUAUCGGGGUGUAGCAGCGACUGGGGGUGGAAAUAUUAGUGUCGGACAGGCAAUACCCGGUUAUGCAGUGUAUAUCGUGGACAAGAAGAAUCAAGCUGUCACUCCUGGAUUUCCCGGGCAGGUAGCCCUCGCAGGGCCUAGCGUAGCGUCAGGCUAUCUACGCCAGCCGGAACUCAUGAAGGCCAAAUUCAUCUCCGACACUGUUUCCCCACCUUCGGACAAGUCCGUAUGGGGUUGGCUCUAUUUGACGGGCGACAAGGGACGAAUGAUGCAAGAUGGAAGUUUUCAAAUCCUGGGCUGCACCGACGGCGACAACCAGGUCAAGAUACGCGGCAUCCGCAUCGAACUACCGGAAACUUCCAGUGCUCUGGUCAAAGCUUCUGCCGGUGCCAUUGUCGAUAGCGCGGUAGUGGUCAGGGGCACAGGACCGGGACAGUUCCUCGUUGCCUUUGUUGUGUUUGCUAGUGGGUAUCCGCUGCAGAAGUCACUUGGACAGGAAAGGGGUGAUCACCAGGUCCAGGACUAUCUUGGGCAGAUGAUACAGGCACUGCCAUUGCCGAUGUACAUGCGACCCGCGCUUGCUGUGCCCAUUGUCAGCCUCCCAGUCACCGGACGGGGAAAGCUCGAUACGAAGGUCUUACAGGCGUUGGCCUUGCCCCAAAUCUCAGGCGCUGUCGACACGGGAGCAAACGAGGUUCUGAACAAGACGGAACGCCAACUCAAGGAAUCGAGUACUCUCGGAGAUCUAGCUGCGCAUAUUUCCAAUAAAACUACUCCCACUCUUACUUCUACCACAGAAAACAAGCACGAGUACACGCACAAGCAGGCCAUCGACUGGGAAGAAGAGACGCCCUGUCCAGGACAUACUGUCCCGUCUGAACGAUCUCAAACAAACCAAAGUCGCUGCCACCACCAUCACCAAACCCAAAGGCUCCAUCAUCGUCGUACUAACAGGCGCAACCGGCUUCCUAGGCAGUGGUAUACUCCGGCACCUCGCCUCCAGUCUCCACGUCUCACGCAUUCACUGCGUCGCCAUUCGCAACAACCGGCCACUCUCUCUCUCUCUCCUCCCACCAUCAUCCCCCACGCCGGUGAUCUGUCCCUCUCCUUACUAGACAUGUCCAAUCUCGAAGCCGCCGCCGUGCUGGCCGAGACCGACAUCAUCAUCCACAACGGUGCCACCGUGUCGCACCUCCAAAACUACGGCAGCCUGCGCGGGCCCAACGUCGCCUCAACGCAGGAGCUGGUCCGCAUGGCCUUGAUUUUCGGCAACAACAAGAACGAGAACGGUUAUAAAACACCGAUACCAAUUCAUUUCAUCUCCAAAGGCGGCGUGGCACAUCUCUCGGGCCUCGCCGAAUAG
Molecule: messenger RNA, 2078 nt
Organism: Pseudomassariella vexata
Lineage: Eukaryota; Fungi; Ascomycota; Sordariomycetes; Amphisphaeriales; Pseudomassariaceae
Exons: 3
Coding region: 444-2078 (544 amino acids)
Source: RefSeq, a predicted model, not a curated record